AUGGCUAUCUCAAAACCAGUCAGUUCUGGCGUCGAAGUUGGGCCUGAAGAUACUACGGGUGACGAUAUGACUGCAGGGAGACGGACUCCCUUUGAAUUUACGUCGGAAUCACAACUGGGGGUAGAGAUAUCGGAUGAGAGAACGACAUUACUAUCCAGUGGCCCAGAUGAAGUUGAGGCAGAUGAUUUCUCUUCCUUACCCUGGUGGAAACGGCCUUCCGUUCUAUGGCUGCUGCCUCCGCUUCUUCCGUUUACCCUUGCCUUUGGAGGAGUCGCAGUCCCAAAGAUCAACCUCAUGCUCACGCUGAUUUGCCGGGAAUAUUUUUCUGAUCGUGCGGCGAAAGACUCUACGUUCACCUAUACUCCGGUAAUAUUUGGAACGGAAAACCCACAAUGCCGGACGCCAGAGGUACAUGCACUGGUCUCUAGGCUCCAACUCGUGAUGAACCUCAUCGCUGGUAUCCUCUCGGCAGUGGUAAGCCCGAAAUUAGGUGUGUUAUCUGACGGGUAUGGCAGGACGAAAAUUAUUGGAUUAUGCACCCUAGGCACAGCCCUUGGUGAAGCAGUCACUGCACUUGUCGCAACAUUCCCUAAUUCCUUCUCCGUGAACUUCCUCCUUCUAGGAGCUGUUUUUGACGGAAUGUUUGGAUCCAUCACCGCAGCCGUGGCAUUGACGCAAUCUUAUGCUGCGGAUUGUACGCCUGCUAAUAAACGAAAUGUUUCCUUCGGGUAUUUCCAUGGUGUCUUGUUCAUCGGCAUUGCGCUUGGCCCACUUGCUGCUAGCUACCUUAUCAAAAUGACCGGAGACGUUCGAAUCGUAUUCUACGCCGUUGUAGCUUGCCAGAUCAUAAUGCCUAUAUUCAUCUCCUUCAUCGCCCCAGAGUCACUGACGAAAGAGCGCCAAAGGCGUAAUCGAGAGAAGAGGGACAUAAAGCCUCUGGAUAUUAAUAAAUUUUGCCUGCAAGACUUCAACCCUCUCAACCUAUUAAAACCUCUAGCCGUCCUUUUCCCGCUUACUGACAAGUCCAUCACUAAAACUACGGCCGGGAAAGCACGUUUGAAGUUGCUUCAACGAAAUUUGAUCAUUUUGGCGGCAAUUGACACGGCCUUAUUUGGAGUUACGAUGGGUACAAUGAGCACCCUCAUACUAUAUGUUGAAUAUAUGUUUGGGUGGGGUAAUAUUGAGUCCAGCUUAUUCGUCUCAGUGGGAAGCACAGUCAGGGUUAUCGUCUUGCUGGGUGUCCUACCUCUUCUUACUCGAUGGGUCCGGAACCGACGCUACAUUAACAUGAGCGAGUCUCAUACGAACUCUGGAUCAGACAAGUUGGAUAUUGGAAUUAUCAGAGUCUCUAUCCUAUUUGAAUUUUUGGGGUAUACGGGAUAUUGUUUUGUCAAGACCGGCCCACUCAUGAUGCUUUGUGGCGCUCUCAAUGCUAUGAGUGCAAUGGCAUCUCCAACCAUCAAUUCAACCUUGACAAAACAUUUACCGCCAGAUAGAACAGCACCCACUAUACUCGGUUUAGUUUAUAGCUGGACAGUUGGGAAAAUGACGCAGGCCGUCUGGUAUAUCUCCCUGAAUCAUUGGUUGAAGAUUCAACAGGCCCGAGAAACGCUCAUUCCUCUACACAGCAUGAAGAAAGAAUAUAAAUACGUGCGAACAAUGUUUAAUUGGCAUAAUUAG
This is a messenger RNA of Microsporum canis CBS 113480, 1680 nucleotides long. RefSeq lists its product as hypothetical. Gene Ontology annotation, biological process: transmembrane transport. Bases 1 to 1680 code for a protein of 559 amino acids. The transcript is spliced from 4 exons. Gene Ontology annotation, cellular component: membrane. The record is from RefSeq and is a predicted model, not a curated record. Gene Ontology annotation, molecular function: transmembrane transporter activity. Lineage: Eukaryota; Fungi; Ascomycota; Eurotiomycetes; Onygenales; Arthrodermataceae.